Messenger RNA from Medioppia subpectinata, 525 nucleotides. The record is from the annotation of a GenBank genome assembly. NCBI's taxonomy places the organism in Eukaryota, Metazoa, Arthropoda, Arachnida, Sarcoptiformes, Oppiidae.
UACUCAACGAAUAGCAAUAACUCGUCGACACUAAUAACCGCAUCGACGGGUGUGACGGCCGGUAAUAACAGUGGUUUACUGCACACCUAUACCAACCCAUUCCCGGCGUUUUGCAACACACAAAACACCACAACCGGACCAAUGGUUCCGCUGCCCAAUAAUGUCCACCCCUCACAACUAUUACAGUCGAGUGUCUCGGGAAGUGGUGGUCCGCCGCCAUCGUUACGGCCACCGUUGCUGUCGUCGAGGCCGAGUCCGUCAGCACUCGUGGCCUAUGCCUCGUCGCGACUAAAUCUGGGCAAAACGUGUUCCCAUCGGUGCUCCUGGCGUUUCUCCACCAUUAUAUUGACUAUAGUUUGUUUAGUGAUGUUCGCUGUCGUCACGUAUCUCAUGUGUGCUAUGAAUUCAUUAAUAAUACCUCCGGAGAGCUCAAAGGUUCCCUGUAUUGUGAUGGAAGAGAUGGAGUCUUCGGCAGCCAUUGGGUCCGGCAGUGAAAUGAUGGGCACAACCAUUGGUCAGUAUUAG